Molecule: messenger RNA, 484 nt
Organism: Dentiscutata erythropus
Lineage: Eukaryota; Fungi; Glomeromycota; Glomeromycetes; Diversisporales; Gigasporaceae
Source: the annotation of a GenBank genome assembly
AUGUCUUCAUUCAACAUUUCGGAGAAUAUGCCUUAUAUGGUAUUAACCGCUUCUUUGUUUUUCUUCCUCGUGACGAUAUUCCCCGAACACGUUCCUCUGUGCUUUGGGAUUGUUGCAACAUGCUUCUUUUUGUACUAUGUUGUGCAAAAUCUCAUUGCAGAAAUCGGCAGAAUUAGAGCCGAAAUCAAUUCUCGUGAUGCUAACUAUGUAACGGAGGCGCAGAAUAUUAUUUCCACAAUUAAUAAUCUAACUGGGGAAUAUAACGAAAUCAAACGGGUUCUAGAAACCUACCAUAAUAAUUUUAAUCAAAUUGCAACUGAAUUCGAAACAAUUGGUAGAAGCAUUGUAUCGCUCCAGAGUGAGAAUAAUCAACGCUAUGCACUUACCCAGAGCACGAACAGGAGGGGGUCUGAUCAACCAAGCGAGGCUUUGUCAUCCUCCGCCCAUUCUCAAUCUUCUACUCAUUCAUCUCCAAAUUCAUCAG